Molecule: messenger RNA, 1608 nt
Organism: Seminavis robusta
Lineage: Eukaryota; Bacillariophyta; Bacillariophyceae; Naviculales; Naviculaceae
Source: the annotation of a GenBank genome assembly
AUGCCAGCUUUCAAGUCGCUGAAUGAAUCCAAUCCAAAGCUUUUUCAUUUUUUAGAAUUUGUUUUCUCCAAUUUCCGUUCAUUUACCUCGAGGUGCAGGUUGACAUCCAGUGAGCAGCUUCUUGGGUCUAUUCCUGUUCCCAACAACCUGAAGGAACACGGACAUGUCUACGAUGUCCUCAUUGUCGGCGCGGGAUGGGCUGGAAUCGCCGCCGCCAGCACACUGAAGAAGCACGGGAUCACCAACGUGGAAAUACUGGAGGCUCGAGAUAGCGUAGGUGGUCGAUCACGGACCAUCUAUCCAUUUGCACCCGACCUUCCCAUGGAGCUUGGAUCUGCAUGGACUUACAAUGACACUGAACCUCAUGAGUUUCUACUGGAGCAAGAGUUACCCUACGGUGAAGUGCACUACGCAGAUAUUGACAGGUGGGGGUUGUACUUUGCGCGAGAGGGACAAGCCAACGCCAAAAAGGCCAAGCGCUACGACAAACUGUGGGAUGACUACACGGAAUUCUCGGAAGCGGAAGGAACACGCAUUGAAGAGUCGGGCCAUGAUAAGCCGUACCAAGCCAUUAUAGAUGCCUACACGAUCAAGAAACGUAACGAAUUGUCCACCAAGGAAGAAACAUUCUUGAAAACCAUGGUCCAAGCUCAGAUUGAAAUUGAGUAUGCGGCUCCUGUGCAAGGCAUUUCGGGAGGUUUCGCCGGGGAUGCCGUUGGUGAAUGCGUCUUUUGCAAAGCUGACUACUUUGUCCCCGUUCAGGGUGGAGGGUUUGAUAAGAUCUUGAGGCCCUUGCUCAAAAGUAUCAAGGACAAGAUCAAGCUCCGGCGCAAAGUCACUCGAGUAGAAUACGGAGACACAGCACAGCUUGCCAAGGUGAUCUACACCGAUGACACGGGCAGGCAACAUGCCAAGUUUGCCAAGAACCUUCUCAUGACUGUUCCCUUGGGAGUCUUGAAGAAGCAAGCUAUUGACUUUGUCCCGCCCUUACCACAAGCCAAACAGGAUGCGAUUGACGUUUUGGGUUUUGGAAUCCUCAACAAGUGUAUCUUCUAUUGGGAGGAAGACCAGUCAUCCUGGUGGCCCAAAGGAAAGGAAAUGCUCACGUUUGUACCUGCGGAUCAAGCUCAGGUUGGAUCCUUCACCACCUUUUUCAACGACAAACAACUCGGUAACGGAGGACACUUUGUGUUGUCGGCAUGGACCGCAGGGGAAUCAGCAAGAGCCAUUGAGAAACUACCUGAUAGCGAAAUUGUCAAUAUGGUAAUGACAAAUCUCCGCAGCAUGUUGGGAAAUCAAGUCCCCCGACCUUCAAACCAUGUCAUUAGUCGUUGGGGUCAAGACGAGUUUGCAUACGGUGCGUACUCCUACGUGUCGGUGGGUAGAGGAAGCUUGGUGGACAGUGCGCGGAGAGAACUAGGAGCCAGGACGGCCAGCAAACUAUUCUGGGCGGGCGAGGCUACGCAUCCUGUCUGGUCAGGAAGUACCGUUGGUGCCUAUCGAAGUGGUGUCACCGCAGCUGAAGAUAUUCUUUUGACGCUCCGACAUCGACUUCAUGAAGAAGGAAGAAAACCAGUCAUGAAGACGAGGCGAAACCAGAGAGGUUAG